Anopheles arabiensis is the source of this 10231-nucleotide messenger RNA. It is a transcript of the gene dop, whose product is annotated as microtubule-associated serine/threonine-protein kinase 2. Bases 201 to 7127 code for a protein of 2308 amino acids. Gene Ontology annotation, molecular function: protein binding; ATP binding; magnesium ion binding. The record is from RefSeq and is a predicted model, not a curated record. Gene Ontology annotation, biological process: intracellular signal transduction; peptidyl-serine phosphorylation. NCBI's taxonomy places the organism in Eukaryota, Metazoa, Arthropoda, Insecta, Diptera, Culicidae. The transcript is spliced from 2 exons.
ACAGCGUGACUUCAACGACAAACGGACGAGCGGCUGGGACGAGUACACUGCGCUGCGUACAGGAACCACCGGACGAGUCAAACCGGCAAGAUGGUGUUAUCUUAGAACAGAUUUGCCUGAUAACAUCCCGGAACCUCCCGAGUGCGCGAGCGGUGCACCCCAGCGCGGGCGAACGACGAACAUCAGCCAACACAGCAGAAAUGAGUCAGAAGACAUCGACGAGCGGUGCUGGUGCAGGGGUAGGUGGUGGCAAAAAUAAGACAGCGCCUUCCUCCACCGUCAGUCACAAACAGUCGAGCGAAGGGGCAACUUCAGCGGCCACCACACCGUCGACCGAUGGCACUCGCACCAAGUCGGCCCAUUCCUCGGUGCGAUCGCUAAACUUUGACGAUCCGGAGCUGCUGCUGCCGAUGGCUGGACCGGCCACCACCGGGCGCAAAGCAGGAACCGAGCCGUCCACCACCAUCGCUGCGAAGGAACGAAGCAACAGCAGCGCCCCCAUUGGGACGAACUCACUGGCCGCCGGGACGAUUGUGUCCGCGUCGAAGCCACCGCACUCGAAGCAGCCGCCCCACCAGGAGGAGCAAACGAGGGCGGGCGUAGCGGGUGGCACUAGCCCCAACAGUCAGCCGCCGGUGAUAGGCAGCCCGGGCAAGAUGGGCGUGAAAAAGCUCAUCCCACAGCAGGCUGUCGCGCUGCAGAAGCAGGAGCAGCAGGAGCCGGCGAGCCCGCCGUCGGUCGACCGCAAGACGACGUUCAUGAAGGCAUCGUCCGUGCCGGCACCGGCGUCCGGCUUUAGCGUCGGGGCGCCCGUCGCAUGCUCUUCGCCGCUCGGCGCCAAGGUACCGCCGUCGGCCAGCGUUUCCCCCCAUCACGGGCCGCCCGUGUCGCCCCAGCCAUUGAACGCGCCUGUGAUAACGACGACGGUCGGUGGCGCCUCGCCAACCACCGCGACGACGGGCGCGUGCGCCGCUGUCGUGAUGCGCACCUCAUCCGGCUCGAGCCUGCACAAGUCGGCCUCGUACCGGAAGUCGUCCUACAAACCGCAACACUCGCACUCGCUGCGCUACUCCGGAAGUGGCAGCGACAUCUCGAACCUGGUGCGCGUGCGCAACUCAACGCUGGGCAAUUCCGCCCCGACGCUGUCGCUCAGCGCGAAGGAGAACGGUGGCUUCGGGCUGGGGGCGCUCGGUGGCGGCGGUGCGUUCUUCGCCGGCCAGAAGCGUCCCAACUCGUCCGCCUCGUCGUCGUCGGCGGCCGCGGCCGCCAGGAGUGCGGCCGUCGCCCGCCACCGGCUCAGCUUCGUCGCGAACAUUUCGCCCCGAUCUCACUCGCCCAUUCCCGCCAGCCCGAUCGACAGCCCGCGCAUCAACUCGCCCAGUAUUAUGCAGUUCCCGUUCAUGCCGAUCAAGCGCAUCGCGUCGACGGCGGCAUCGAAGAGCUGCGACAGCCGGCGCUGGUCGGUCGCGUCGCUGCCGUCCAGCGGGUACGUGACCACGCCCGGCAGCUCCAACAUUUCCUCGCAGUGCUCGAGCCAGGAGCGGCUGCACCAGUUCCCGGCCGUGCCGACCAACGACGAUCUGCAGCUGCUGUCGCUGCACUUCUCCUCGAACGACAGCAAUCCGGGGCUGGGGGAGGCGCGGACGCAUCACAGCCAUCUGCAUCAUCACCAUCACCACCAUCACCAGCACCACGGGUACGGGCAGCCGCAGCACCAUCAUCCGCACCAUCCGAUGGUGGGUCCAGCACACCAUCACGCUCUCCAGCAGGCGCAGCAGCAGUCGCAUCUGCAUCACCAUCAUCAUCAUUCCCUGCCGGCUGGUGGCGCCGGUACGCAUCAACACCCGCUGGCGAUGGGCCCGCCACCCUCCUCGAUCUCACCACAGGCGGGCGGCAGCGGUACGCUCUACCACCAGCAACCGCUCAGCCUGCAGGCGCACAUGGGCUACGGGCCGGGGCCUACUGCACCUACCGGUGUGCAGCUGGCCUCCCAUCAGCAGCACUGUGCGCUGAAAUCCUCCGUAGGAUCGUCCGGCUCGGGCAGCUGCGGCAGCGGCGGUCCGCCCACCAGCACCAAGGACGAGCUGAACAACUUCUGCGGCUGCCGGUCGCCGAUCCAUCGGCCGCGGUCGCGCAGCCUCAGCAGCCCGAGCCACUCGCCGAUCACGGACAGCGAAAUCUCCAUCAUGAACACGUUCUACAAGGAGCGCUUCCCGAAGGCAACGCAGCAGAUGGAGGAGCGGCUGAGCCACUUCAUCAACGAGAACAAAACCAUCGUCCACGACAGUGCGCGCAACUCGCAGCCGAUCGUGCGGUUCGUGCACCACCAGGUGCUGGAGAUGGCGCGCGACUGUCUGCACAAGUCGCACGCGAAGCUGAUCACCUCGCGCUACUUCUACGAGAUGAGCGAAAACCUCGAGCGGCUGCUGAUGGAGACGCGCGAAAAGUCGCCCGAAGCGGCGCCGGAGAUAACGGGCGUGAUCAAGAAGCUGCUGCUGAUCAUUUCCCGCCCGGCCCGGCUGCUCGAGUGCCUCGAGUUCGAUCCGGAGGAGUUCUACCGGCUGCUGGAGGUGGCCGAGGGGCAGGCGAAGGUGACGCAGGGCAUCAAGGCGGACAUUCCACAGUACAUCAUCCAGAAGCUGGGCCUGAACCGGGAUCCGAUCGCGGAGCUGCAGGAAGAGCUCAACAUCGAGACGGCCUCGCUCAACUCGAGCGUUAACUGUGCCGAUCUGGAGGAGGAGGCCGAGCAGGAGGAGCUCGUUGAUAGGCGAUCGCGGCUGCGAAGCAAUCGGGCGGUAGUGCGGGCGGACGAUAGCGAGCUGGCCGAUGCAAACUCAUCGAUCGCAAGCGAUCGAACGUCGCGCGCCGGCGAUGAAAUGACGUGCUCGACGCCGAAAGGGUCGGGCUCGUCCAGCUCGGCGGGCAAUAGUGCUGCCAGCAGCACCAGCAAUGUGCUCAACAACAACAACAACAACAGUAGCACUGCUGAUGCGACAGGAAGUGCCCCGGUGGGAGCUGCCAACUCUCCGGCCGGCCCGACGGCGGGCACCGUCGGCAAAAGCUUCAAGGCACGCUCGAACAGCGCGGUGCCGAACGAGAAAGACUUUGACAUCCUCAAGCUGAUCUCGAACGGUGCGUACGGUGCGGUCUAUCUGGUGAAGCACAAGCAAACCCGCCAGCGGUUCGCGAUGAAGAAGAUCAACAAGAACAGCCUGAUGCUGCGCAACCAGGUCGAGCAGGUGUUCGCCGAGCGGGACAUACUCAGCUUCGCCGACAACCCGUUCGUCGUCAGCAUGUACUGCUCGUUCGAGACUAAGAAGCACCUCUGCCUGGUGAUGGAGUACGUGGAGGGGGGCGACUGCGCGACGCUGCUGAAAAAUCUGGGCCCGCUGCCGUCCGACAUGGCGCGCUUCUACUUCGCCGAGACGGUGCUGGCGGUCGAGUAUCUGCACAGCUACGGCAUCGUGCAUCGGGAUCUGAAGCCGGACAAUCUGCUGAUCACCGCACUCGGGCACAUCAAGCUGACCGAUUUCGGGCUGUCCAAGAUGGGGCUGAUGUCGCUGGCGACGAACCUGUACGAGGGCUACCUGGACAGCGAGACGCGCCAGUUCUCGGACAAGCAGGUGUUCGGCACGCCGGAGUACAUCGCGCCGGAGGUGAUCCUGCGCCAGGGGUACGGCAAACCGGUCGACUGGUGGUCGAUGGGCAUCAUACUGUACGAGUUUCUGAUCGGUUGCGUGCCGUUCUUUGGCGAAACGCCCGAGGAGCUGUUCGCGCACACGGUCAACGACGACAUCGAGUGGCCGGACGGGGACGACUGGCCGCUGCAGGAGGAGGCGAAGGAUCUGAUCACGGCGCUGCUGCAGCAGAACCCGCGCGACCGGCUCGGGACGGGCGGGGCGCACGAGGUGAAGGAGCACUGCUACUUUUACGGGCUCGACUGGAACAACCUGCUGCGGCAGAAGGCGGAGUUUGUGCCGCAGCUGGACAAUGAGGAGGACACGAGCUACUUCGAUACGCGCGUGGAUCGGUACAAUCACGAGAUCUGCGGGGACGAUACGGACGAGAUGGAGGACUCGCCGCUGUUUGGGUCGUUCAGCUCGUACUCGCCGCAGUACCGCAAGCAGCACAGCCUGUCGCAGGCGUCGAUCGGGUCGAGCGGCAACUUUGGCGGCAGCACGGGCAGCCGGCUGAGCGGUGGAGUGGAAGGCGCGGCGCCAGUUGUGCCCGUGACGGUAACGGUGGCGGCGAGUGUAGCCGUCGUACCGGCAUCCGCAGCUCCGUCCGCUUCAUCGUCCGGUUCGUCCGUGCCGGAUGCAAUUGCACGUGACGCUGGUACGAUCGUUACAGUGACCGGUGCGUGCAGUAUCACCACCACACCGCCCACAGCGACCGUUUCUUCCGCCACCGUUAAGCCGACGAUCACACCGGCGGUGGAACCAUCGAGCGGGCCGCCACCCACCAUCACCACACCCUCGACGCUGGUGAAACCGCAGCAGCUGCCCAGCCUGUUCGAGGACGGGUACGACACGGCCCAUGCGCGCCCGAACGACAUCAGCAAGCUGAUCAUUACGCCCGAGCUGCGCAAGUUCAACAUCAACCCGUCGCGGUACAAGAUGCCCUCCACGCCCGAUCUCGACUAUCUGCCUGAGCUGGCCACGCCGGACCGGGAAGACUUCCUGGCGCAUCACGGCAUCAGCCUGCGCCCGGCCGCCGUCAACCUGAGCGCGAUGCGCGGCGCCCCGGGCACGCCGGAAACGCCGGACACGAACAAGCGGUUCAGCGACUUCUACCCGCUGUCCUCGCUGAAGCAGCUCAGCACGCCGGAAUCGUCCCAGACGGACAGCGAUGACGUUUCGCCGCAGAUACAGCGCAAGCGCAAGAUCGUGCACAACCGCAUCCUGCCCAAGUUUUCCAUCUCGAUCGAGGACGACCAGAGCGGGCACGAGACGUCCUCGUCGACGCCGUCCCAGAUCGUCACCUCGUCGCCGUCGAGCUCGCUGCACAACCUGAGCGGCGGCACGGCCUCGCGCCACAUCGUCAAGUCCGCGUCGGCCCUCGGGUUGUCGCUGAUGACGUCGAGCGAUGAUUCGUCGUCCGCGGUGACGACGGCGGUGGGCCGCUCGCUGGCGGGCAGCAUGGCAAUGGCGGGCAGCCGCAACGCGACCGGCACGACCGCGUCGAAUCUGUCCUCGUCGUCCGGCUGCAGCACGGGCGGUGUCGCCUCGUCCACGAUGCACUCGGCCGGCAACUGCUCCAGCACGGCCAGCUCGCGCGACACCUCGCCCUGCCGGGAGCUGAGCCCGCUGGUCACGAACCUGAAGCCGCCGCUGAUCAUCAAGCGCGGUCCGCGCGGGUUCGGCUUUACCGUGCACACGAUACGGGUGUACUACGGCGACACGGACUUCUACACGAUGCACCAUCUGGUGAUGGCGGUCGACGAGGGCAGCCCGGCGUUCGAGGCCGGUCUGCGGCCGGCCGACCUGAUCACGCACGUGAACGGGGAAGCCGUGCAGGGGCUGUACCACACGCAGGUGCUGCAGCUGCUGCUGAGCGGCUCGGAGCUGGUCAGCCUGCGGGCGACGCCGCUGGAGCACACGAGCAUCCAGACGGGCGGCCGGAAGCGCGAACCGUGGCAGAGCAAGUUUGCGAAAAAGUCGACCCACAGCCGGCGCAAGCAGAAGAAGGACAACGAGAAGAAGCGCAAGGCGUCGCUGUUCCGGCGCAUCAGCAGCAAGCGGGCGAGCGCCGAGAUGCAGCAGAUGGUGGCGGGCAUCCAGUCGCCGACGUCGGUGGUGCCGCCGAGCCGCAGCUUCCAGUCGCUCGCCCGCUUCCAGGGCAGCCAGCCGAACCUGCUGCAGCCGGGGCUGGUGGGACCGGUCGGGGGGGUGGUCGGUGCGCCCGUGCCCGGGGCCGGUGCCUUGCCCCAGUCGCCGGUCGGUCCGCUGCCCCAGUCCAGCCUGGCCGGCGGGACGGGCAGCUCGCCGGUGAAUCGGCUCAUCCUGUCGCCCCUCAACUCGGCCGGCACGCUCUACAAUCCGACGCUUCCCUCGCCGGGCUCACCGAGCACGUCGGCCCCGAGCACACCGACCGGCAGCGUCGGCAGCGGUGGUGGUGGUGCUGGUGUUGGUGGUGGUCCGUACAACGACGGGGCCCCACUGUACCAGCGCCCCUCGACGCUGCACGUACUCAAGCACAAGCUACACUCGUCGCCCUGCGCCAGCAACAAGGCGCUCCAUUCGGCAGCGGCCGCCGGCGGUCGGCCCUCGAACCGGCGAAAAUCGGCCGACCACAUGCCGCUGUCGCCGCUGGCCCGCACCCCCAGCCCGUCGCCGCUGCCCGCCUCACCGACGCGCUCGUCCAGCCCGCUUGCCUUUCCGGUGGUGCAUCCGCUCGGUGCGUCCAACACGACGCAAUCGUACAGCCCGGGCGGGCUGCCCACCGCCGCAGCCCUCGCCGCGACCGGGCUGCCGUCCGCCGUCGUGCCCGGCAUCGUUGCCGGUGGCAUUGGCGGGUCGCCGACGCCGCCCACGAAGAAGGGGUUCCCGCGGGCCAAGACGGCCGAACCGAGCUCGCCGCUGCUGCGACGCGCCCUCUCUCCCGACCGUCUCCAUCCGCGCAGUGCAGCCGAAAGCAAGUGCGUCCUGUCGCCGCUCUGCUGCAACACGUCGCUCAAGACGACGCCGCGCACGGUGGCCGGCAUUUGGCGCUCGAACCAAAACUCAACCAUCACGACCGCUGCUGGCAGUGCAGCGGGUGGCGGUGUGCAGCAGCUGACAUCGUCCACGGUAGCGCCGGAGUCUUCCGGCGGGUUGGCGUCCGCCGCGAACAGCGUCAACAACAAUCCACAACCGACUGUGGCAACGACGACGGGAGGCGAUUUGAAGACACCGAAGAAUUCCACCGGCGGGAAAGCAACACAGCAGCAGCAGCAGCAGCAACAGCAGGGAACGUUGGCGAAGGAGGAUCUAAGCACUAAGCAGCAGCCAGCGCUCUCGUCCGCGGACAAGCUAAUCCCACUGAUGGAAAAGAUGGCGAUAAAGGAGGGCGAACCGUCCGGCAGUGUGGCGGCGGCCAGCAUCAACAAUAACGGUGGCGGUGGCGUCGGUAAGAAAGCGAAGGAGUAAGACGCCCCAUGCGAAGGAGGAGGUAACACACGACACGACAACGCUAUUAUUAUUAUCAUUUUAGAUCCACCAAGAGCGUGAGAAGGAGAGUGAGAGAGCCUUUUUGUUUUAAUUUCAAGUUAACGUUUGGCCGCCACCACUGUUUUGGGGUUACGGUUUGGCCAAUGUUGUGAGCUUUUUCGGUGGAGCUCUCGAAGGUUGAAGGAGAAGUUUAGUCCCGAGCAGGGACGAUACAUUGUGUGAUCGAUCGCGGCUUUGCGUGUAUGUAUAUUUUAAUUCUGCUAGCCCCUUGAGGUGUGGGAGGUGUCCCGCAGACCUCCCCUCUCCCUUUCCCCUCACCCUUUAGCAUCUGUUAUGUUUAACAUUAUGUUUAAGCGAUACUGGUUAGGUGUUAGUUUCGCGGUAUCAUCGUCAUUAUUAUUAUUAUUAUUAUUAUUAUCAUUGUGGUUUAAUUAUUAUUUUGUGCGUAAGAAUCCAUGCUAUUAUCGCGACACCCCGUUUUUUUUACAUUUACUCCCGUGUUUUUCUUACUAUCUCUUUCUCCGCUCAAAUUAUUUUUUAUUGCAACUCAACUUGAUUUCAAUUCCCAAUGCGGAAACAAAUAUAACAAAAACAAAAAACACAAAAACGAAACGAUUAUGCUAAACACAAACGGAAAUUAGUGGUUUGGAGAGAGAGAGAGAUGAAUCCACUAAGGAAUAGACGGGGUCGGGGAAUGACUAAAGCUACUAACGCCUAUCACUCUCCCCCCCACACGCGUUUAUCAAUGUUUAAAGCAGAGGAGAGGGAAACUAAGCCACUACACCCCCCCGUAUUUUUGAUCGAUAAACGUAAUCGAAUGCGGAACUUAUCGUGCGAAAAGUGCACAAUCUUAUACUGUGUGUGAUAUUCUUGAUUUUGAAGGUAGAGGUCGGGAGAAAACAGUCAAAAAACAGUCGAAUCAAUAAACAAACAUCAGUAGAACGUAAUGUCUAAAACUCGAUACAUAUGCAUGUGUGUGUGUGUGGAGCAGAGUUGUGCGCUGAGACGAGUAGUGGGGAUGCGUUAGUGGAGCAGAAAAGUACAUUUGGAAAGAAAAGCAACGCGUCGACCGAAUCGAAACUAGAGAGAGAGAGAGAUGGUAGCUCAAGAUGUAUGCUAAAGCAAGUCAGCAAGCAGUUUUGUAGCCUCUCCCUUCCCCUCGUUGUAGUGGACGCGUUGGUGUAUCCGUUCAGGAAAGUACAGCUCCUCAAUCAAUAACCAUCCGCGCGUUAAUUAAUCGGAGUUGCGAAUGUGAUGCAUUUGCCUCGCUUUAGGGUUCUUGCGCACGUUGUCGACAGGCUCUCGCGUUAGCGCCCAGUAUAAUUGUAGAUAGUGAGGAGUAGUAGCAACGAUGGAUAGAGACGGCAUGCAGUAGCAUUUUGCUGCAGCUCGUACUUGCACCGCACCAAUGAGAUGUGUAGUAUGUGUUGGCUAGUCUCUCUUUUUUCAAAUGAUGUUUUAUAUUUCCCCUUUUUGAACAGGGGAAAAAAAGCUCCCGCUCAGUAAUAGAUGUUUUGCCCUUUUUCCAUUCUAAAGCGCGUUUAACUUGACUGCUUAUUUUAAAUCCCAGUUUUUGCUCUUUCUUUUCCUCAAGUUGUGCUUCACCUUAAUGUUCAAUAAACAAGCAACAAUUUGCCGAAUUCAAGUAAGAUACUGUUGUAACCACUAGUAUAAAAUACACAAUGAAAAAAAAGAAGAACAAAACCCAACCACAUUUGCAAUAAUAAUAACUCUAACGUUUGUCCUCGAUGUGUAACUUAAACAAAGCAGCACAGUAGAAAUCCUUGCAGAGAGAAAGUAUAAUAGCAAAAGGCGAUAUGAUAAUAUUACCAGCAAACCAGAGCAGAAUUAACAAUACACAACCUAUAUACCUAUUGACAACAAAAUAGUGCAAUAUUAGUGCUGGCAAGAUAGAGGAUAAAGCACGCCGCUUGUUACAGGAGAGUUCAGAGAGAAAUAAGAUGGAGUAUUAGUUUGCAACAAGAAAAAAAAAACACACAGAAGAGUAGUUAAACGCAUUGUUCACAGGACAGAAACACUUACCAUACACCUUUUUCCCCUCCGGUUGAUGAAAUCUCGCUCCACGGAAGUGAAAUGUUUGUAUUUAAUGGUUUCCUUCAGAUGUUUCACGCAUAAAUGUGCUACAUUGCAAAUAUUGAUAUUGUUGAGAUUGAUCGAUUGUUUAGAGUUUUUGAGGCACAUUGCGGGCGGCUCUGCGAUCGGGAGGUGAGGGCGGAUAUUUAUGAAGUGAGAAGCGGAUGUAGCGGAAAUGUAAAAUAGAAACAAAUAAGAGAUUGCAAACGCAUAGAGAGGGCGUUGUGGAGAGUAAAGGACAUAUUUAGUCAAAUACUAAUGAGAAAGACACCGAACAGGAAUAGGAAAACAGAAAAAAACGGGAGAGCGGGAAAAUUAAGGGAAUAUCGUUUUUGUGAUCUUUAUGUAAAUGUAAAAGCUUCGAGAGUGGAUCUAAUCAGUUUCCUUCCUCGGAUUUCGUACACCCCGUUUUGUGAUGAUCCGUUCAUGUGUGUGUGAGUGUGUGUGAAAGGAUAAUUGCGUGUGCAUGUGUGCGUGCGUUUAAUUUGUAUAAUUUCCUAUUGUAAAUAUUGCUUUGUUUCAUUCAAAAGAAGCGAUCGGAUAGGGGAGAGAGAGAGAGAGAGAGAGAGAGAGAGAGAGAGAGAGAGAGAGAGAGAGAGCGAGAGCGAGAGAAGAUGAAAAAGUGAAAACACACGCAAACCCCAGGAUAGUUUAUAAUUAUAACCAGAUAUAGCAACACAAUCUUGUUGUAGCUUGUAGCAGAUUUUGUUGCAAAUCUGUCUGAUGCUUCUCAAAUUCGUCACCGCCCCUCCCCUUCAAAACGUUUGCCUUAAUGGUUCCUUUUUUUUGUUUGCAUUUGCAAAACGAAUGCUCCAGGACAGGGCAGGUAUGCUUCGCAGCGUCUAAGGCAAAUAAAACAGUGCAGAAAGUAGCGUCGUCGUGCACAGGACCUAAAGAACCGAAAGGUUGCAAAGGAAAUUGCAAGUGCAGGAGGAAGCAGAACAUGUAAAACAGGGCAAACAAUAAAGCUUCCACUGGCAAUGAACUGA